Sus scrofa (pig) is the source of this 948-nucleotide messenger RNA. RefSeq names its product olfactory receptor 8H1-like. Gene Ontology annotation, molecular function: olfactory receptor activity; G protein-coupled receptor activity. Gene Ontology annotation, cellular component: membrane. Gene Ontology annotation, biological process: G protein-coupled receptor signaling pathway. NCBI's taxonomy places the organism in Eukaryota, Metazoa, Chordata, Mammalia, Artiodactyla, Suidae. The record is from RefSeq and is a predicted model, not a curated record.
AUGGCUACAAGGAAUGACACACAUGUGUCUGACUUCAUCCUUAUGGGAUUGACAGAUUCAGAAGCAAUCCAGAGGAUCCUGUUUAUGCUUUUUCUCCUGAUCUACCUGAUAACUGUGCUGGGCAAUGCAGGGAUGAUAUUGAUAAUCCACCUGGAUCUCCAGCUUCACACCCCCAUGUACUUUUUCCUCAGCCACCUGUCAUUCCUUGACCUCAGUUACUCAACUGUCAUCACACCUCAAACCUUAGGGAACUUACUGACAUCCACCAAGUACAUUUCCUACAUGAACUGCUUCACUCAGACGUAUUUCUUUGUCUUCUUGGCUGGUGCUGAAUGUUGUCUUCUCUCCUCCAUGGCCUUUGAUCGCCGUGUAGCUAUCUGCAAUCCUCUGCAUUACCCAGUUGUAAUGUCCACAAGAAGCUGCUGUUCCCUAGUUUUUGGAUCUUAUUUCACUGGCUUCUUGGACUCCUUUGUCAAUGUGCUUUGCAUGAGCAGAUUGGAUUUCUGUGAUUCCAAUGUAAUCCAUCACUUUUUCUGUGACAUAUCCCCAAUCUUAGCCUUGUCCUGCACUGACACCCAAAUAACAGAAAUAGUCAUAUUCAUUUUAGGUGGAUCCACACUAGUGGUGUCUCUUACCACGAUAGUAGUGUCUUAUGUGUCUAUCCUGUCUACUAUCCUGAAAAUUACUUCCACGUCAGGAAAGCAAAAAGCCUUCUCUACCUGUGCCUCCCACCUCCUGGGUGUCACCAUCUUUUAUGGCACUAUGAUAUUUACUUAUUUAAAGCCAAGUAAGUCCUACUCCUUGGGAAGGGAUCAAGUGGCUUCUGUUUUUUAUACUAUUGUCAUCCCCAUGCUGAAUCCACUCAUUUACAGUCUUAGAAACAAAGAAGUAAAAAAUGCUUUCAUUAGAGUCAUGCAGAAAACAGUGGGCUCCAGGCAAUUGAAAUGA